Papaver somniferum (opium poppy) is the source of this 366-nucleotide messenger RNA. RefSeq lists its product as uncharacterized. Bases 1 to 366 code for a protein of 121 amino acids. Gene Ontology annotation, biological process: transcription by RNA polymerase III. The record is from RefSeq and is a predicted model, not a curated record. NCBI's taxonomy places the organism in Eukaryota, Viridiplantae, Streptophyta, Magnoliopsida, Ranunculales, Papaveraceae. Gene Ontology annotation, cellular component: RNA polymerase III complex. The transcript has a single exon.
AUGGGUUCUGACUUCGAACCCUCGGAUGACCUCACGGGUGGUGCAUGGUAUGAUAAGGAAGGGAAACUAGAGACAGAACUCAUUGAGGAGGCAAAAUCUGUGUGUUUCCAGUUUACCUCUAGAAGGAAGGCUGCCACAGUUGAGGAGAUUACAGAAGCUAUCAACAAUUCGGAAGCAUUUAAGGUGAAGUUUACUGGUAAGCAAAUUGAAGAACUUGUUCAAGGUCUGAUUUUGGACAAGAAGAUUGUGGAGUCAGAAAGUACUGGUAAAGGGGUCUUGGCAAAAAAUCCAAUGGGUGAACUAUUAAAAUAUAUGGACAAAAAUCUAAAUAAAUAUGGUAAUAAUCCCGUACGAUUACAUAUUUGA